GAGGUCGCUUUCUAUUUAGAGUUGAUAGUACAGUUAACCGAGAGGAGAAAAACUUUACUGAUGUAGCACCAACAGGAAUCUUGCACGUUUGACGUGCAGAGAAUGACAAGUAGAAAUGGAGACGAUGUGUUUUGAAAACGACGCCCACAUGGGUCGAGUUCUGGUUGAGAUGAAAUCCAUGUUUGAUGAUCGACAGUUGAUAGAUGUUGAUAUAUGUGUUCAAGAAAUCCGUAUUCCGUGCCAUCGCAAUGUCUUGGCGGCAACUAGUCCAUAUUUUAAGGCCAUGUUUACUUCAAGUAUGCACGAAAGUUCCCAGCGCCACAUCUUCUUACACGAAGUAGACGCAAAAUCAGUUGCUCAAAUCAUUAAUUACGCUUACACGGGAGAAUUACAAAUAACACGAGCAAACGCUCAAAACCUGUUAGCAGCCGCCUCAUUAUUUCAGAUCAUUCCGGUUCAACAAGCCUCUGCCAAAUUCAUGGAACAACAGCUUGAUUCCAUGAACUGUAUUGGAAUCCAGACGUUCGCCCAGAUUCAUAAUUGUGAAGAAUUAAAACAAAAGGCGCGUGAAUACACAGAAAAACAUUUCCCAGAUGUGGCAAAACUCGAAGAAUUUAAAUCAUUACCUUUAGAUAGAGUGAUAGAAAUAGUUUCCUCAGAUGAAUUAAACGUAGAGAAGGAGGACAUAGUGUAUGAAGCCAUUAUGGUCUGGAUAAACCAUGACAUAAAACUACGUCGGAAAUAUAUCGGGGAUCUCCUUCCACACGUCCGCCUAGUUUUACUGAGUAUGAAAUAUAUCAAGGACAACAUCGCCCAGAACUAUAUGGUACAGCAAUGUGAGCGCUGUAUUGCCCUACUUAAUGCCAUGCAGGAUUUCGAAGAUAAUCCGGAGACCUACACCGGUGAUUAUAACUUUGCUCUGUCAUUACGGUCAGGAAUGAUACAGCCUGAAUAUUGUAUUUUAUUAAUCGGCGGACUCGACCAAAACAAACCGUCAAUAAACUGUUAUAAUCCGUUAACGCGUGAAGCGUAUAUCAUGGAAACUUUUCCCGAGACGCGGGAACGAAGCGGGUAUUAUUGUGUUGAAGACCCCGCUGUUAUAGUAACGGAAGAUAAUAAUAUAUACACUGCCGGUGGGAAUUAUAUUUAUCAUGAAAAUUACGGCGAGGCUGCGUCUGACGAGGAUUCGUUCGAUGAUUUUGAAGAAGAAACCGUACGUAAAGAUUUUUAUCAAUAUGACAAUGAUCAUAAUAAAUGGGUAAAUCGUGCUCCCAUGCUGUUUCCAAAAUCCAAUUUUUCUCUUGCCUUCCACGAAGGAAAAAUAUACAGUCUAGGUGGCCUGACUGUCAACCAGCAUCCCACAGAGAUUGUCGAGUGUUACGAUAUCGCGAAAAAUCGGUGGAACUAUGUGGGUAUGAUGCCAACGACAUUAGUGGAUUUAUCGACUGUAGUGUAUCGCGGUGAAAUAUAUCUGUUAGGUGGACGGACAGGAGUCGGAGCUCAUAAUACCGUCAUGAAAUUUGACCCCAAAAAGACAGAGUGGAGUACGUUAGCAGGAAUGUUAACUCCACGUUUUAAUUUUGGUGCAUGUACAGUUGACGAUGAGAUACUCGUCGCAGGUGGCCAAAUCUACGCUCAGUUAACACAUACGAUAAAUCGCGAGGCACUGAAGUCUGUGGAAAUCUAUAAUAUUGCGGAGAAUCAAUGGAGACAAGGACCGGAGUUACCUGAGGAGAUUUAUAACGUGGGUUUGAUGAUUAUGAACGGAACAAUUUACGCAUGUGGAACAACGGAAUAUCAGCGUUCACCAUUUAGGAUUUAUCGUUAUAAUAUAGUGUGUCGUUUGGACCGUGUCAAAAAUAUUUGGGAACAGAUCGAGUCAGACUUGUGUGAUAUACGUAGUUAUGGAUGUGUCGCAGCAAAACUCCACACUCGGCGACUGUCACAAGUUUUCCGGCCGGAUGUGGAUACUUGACCCUUGACCUAUGCAUUCCAUAUUUUCCCAGCAUGCAUCUAGAUAUCAUUUUCCACUGCUAUCACUUCCUAUUUGAAUAUAUCUGCCAAAAUAACAUCCCAUUUUUCUAGUCUCUGUCCUACGGUCAUCUAGUCCAACAGGAUGCUGAUGUAAAGGGAGGUAACCUGCAUACAAUAAAUUUACACGGCUCACUGACUUCAGGGAAGGUAACCUGUAUUUAUAAAAUUUACAUGGCUCAUUGACUUCAGGGGAGGUACAUUUAUAAAUUUUACACAGGUCAACUUCAGCUCAUUGGCUUCAUCAAAUUGAAUUGAAUGUUCUAUAUAUGUAUGCAUAUAUGUAUUUAAUCAAAUUAGUUCUGCCUCUAAUUAUUUUAAGGGGAGCUAACUCUUAAUGUACACAUAGAUCUUUAGUUUACUGAAACGUUAUAAUUCCAGGUUUUAGAAUCGAGAACAGAAGUAAAAAAGAAAAAAUAAAUUUAUCUUAUUACAAAUUUUAAUGAAUGUCAAAUAUUUUUUACAAAUACACUACCAUCAGUACUGAAGAGUUAAUCCAAGUUCAUAAAUACAAAGGAUAAAAUAGGACUUCACUAUGGCAACAUACAUGUACCAAAGUAACUGGUGUUGCCACGCCAAAGUUGUAUCAGGUGUUUCAAAGAAAAAAGGUACAUGUAAGUUCCUAUGACAGAGACUACAUGAUGUACAUGUCUCCAUUUAACAUCACCUUAUAUAUGUACAUUGUACCAGUUGAAACACUGUAAUAAUUACAAUUAUUCAUUAUUUUGUACCGGGGAUCUUAUUUUAUUCAUUGUUACUGGUCAUUAUUGACUGGUAGGAAGUACUAUUUCUGACUGAAUGGAUUUCAAACUGACAGGAAGUACUGGUCCUGAUUGACUGGAUGUUAAACUGACCAGAAGUGCUUGUUCUAACAGGAUUUUAAUCUGGUUCUUACGGACUAGAAUCCAAACUGACAGGAAGUAUUGGUUCAAAUUGACUGGAUUUCAAAAUAAAAGAAAGUACUGGUCCGGACUGAUUAGAUUUCAAACUGACAGGAAGUGUUGAUGCUGUCUGGAUUUUAAACUGGUUCUAAUUGACUGGAUUUUAAACUGACAGUAAGUAAUAGUUCUGACUGAAUGCAAACUGACGGGAACUACUAAUUCUUACUGACUGGAUUCAAACUAACAGGAGUUACUGGUCCUGAUUGACUGGCUUUCAAACUGACACGAAGUAACAAGCAUGUCCAAGUUGAUUUCAAACUGACACGAAGUAGUGUACUGUUCCUGACUGACUGAAUUUCAAACUGACAGUAAGUGUUGGUUGAGUUGAUUUCAAACUGACACCAAGUACUGAUCCUGACUUGAGUUGAUUUCAAACUGACAUGAAGUAUUGGUCUUGAUUUGAGUUGAUUUCAAACUGACCAUACUGGUCUUACUAACUGGAUUUCAAACUGUCCUGAAGGCAAACUUAAACACAUUUGUGCUACUUAGUGCCACUACAUUUUACGACAAUAAGCAACCAAAUAUAUAGACGUAGCCGAACAGUACCGAAUAACUUGCAUAAACACUGUGAUACAUGUAGAUUUAGCACAUGGUGGAAAUUUGUUGUGUAAUAUAACUACCUGUACAUGUACCUGGGCACUUAACAAAAUCAUUCCAAAUGAGUUGUGCUUAUUUGACAAAAUCAAACAAAUUUGUUACCUAUAUUAAUGUGCCGAAAAAAAUUGGCAGGUGGGUACUUAUUGAAGAUGGGGAUUGGGUGAUCUAGUGCUUUAAUAUGUUUGAAUGUGACAAGGAGUAGGGUUGCUUGUCCAACCUCUUGUUUCUUCACACUGCUAAAGACUCCUAUGUUAACCAUAUGUUAGUCCCAAAAUGACCUAGUUUGUGUCGGAGAUGGACAUGAUUUAAGUAUGUGUACAUUUAACUUAAAAACAUAUCAUUUGUUCAUUUUGUGUGCAGGGAGGGGAUUGGUUUAAAGUCGUGUGUGAUCAAUUAAUUACAAUUUCUCAGUUAUUUAAUAGGGUCCAUUAUACAGGCCAUAAUAACCUAAAGGUACAUGUAGUGUUGAGUGGACCUUAAAUAAAUGUUGCCAUUUUUAUACUGUUUACUUUCUAGUAAACAAUAUCCACAAAACAAUGACUGACUGGUAGGAUGUUUGACAAUGACUGACUGGUAGGAUGUUGAAUAAUGACUGACUGGUAGGAGCAGCUGUUAGCUGGAGCACUCAGUGCUAUACAAAUUUAUUAUUAUUAUUAUUAUUAUUAAAUAAUGACUGACUGGUAGGAUGUUGAAUAAUGACUGAUUGGCAGGAUGUUUGACAAUGACUUAGUGGUAGGAUAUUGAAUAAUGACUGACUGGUAGAUGUUUGACAAUGACUUACUGGUAGGAUAUUGAAUAAUGACUGACUGGUAGGUUGUUGAAUAAUGACUGACAAGAUGUUUGACAAUGACUUGCUGGCAGGAUGUUGAAUAAUGACUGGUAGGAUGUUUGACAACAUGAAUUACUGAAUGGUAGGGUGUUUGACAGUGACUUACAUAUGUACUGGACCAACAAGUAGGGUGUUAAAUAGUAGACAACUGGUAAGAUAUUUGAAAACUUGAAUUACUGACUGGUAGGAUAUUUGAAAACAUGACUUACUGACUGGUAGGACAUUUGAAAACAUGAAUGACUGACUGGUAGGAUAUUGAAUGAUCUGACUGGUAGGAUGAUGGACCAACUAGUAAAAUGUUGGACAAUGAUGUUGACAUUACGAGCUCUCACCCUGUUUUCUACCAAACAAAACCAUGAUGUUGAUUGAUAUACCAAGUAUUUGUUUAUGUUUUUUUUUAAGUUUGAAAUAUUUAAAAUAUUCCUUUUUUCUUUAUUCUUUUAUUAAGUAUAAAAAAUGAUUUAUUAUGUUAUUUUAUACACUUGUAAUUUAUUCUUUGUUUUGUUAAAAUGUAAAAUAAUAUAUCUUUUUAUUAUUAUUAUUAUCAUUAUAUUUAUUAUGUUGUUAUUUAACUUCACUGUAUUAAAGAUAUCAUUAAAUGAUAUA
Molecule: messenger RNA, 5004 nt
Organism: Patella vulgata (common limpet)
Lineage: Eukaryota; Metazoa; Mollusca; Gastropoda; Patellidae
Product: kelch-like protein diablo
Exons: 2
Coding region: 116-1975 (619 amino acids)
Molecular function (GO): protein binding
Source: RefSeq, a predicted model, not a curated record